GCUCUGCACCCAGCUCCUUCCCGGGCGCGCACACGCGCUUCCUCUCUUGAGCUCCCGGGCGUCCGGAGGCGAAGGUCCCGGAGCGUUCACGAGAAUCCGGGUCCCGGCGAGUCCGGGGUCCGCUCCUCCAGCUGCGCCCAGGGCGCACGAGCCGGCCAGCCUCGGGGAGAGGGCGCGGGGGCGCUGGGGGUUCUUACGGGAAGAUGAGGAAGCCCGACAGCAAGAUCGUGCUCCUGGGGGACAUGAACGUGGGGAAGACGUCGCUGCUGCAGCGGUAUAUGGAGCGGCGCUUCCCGGACACGGUCAGCACGGUGGGCGGCGCCUUCUACCUGAAGCAGUGGCGCUCCUACAACAUCUCCAUCUGGGACACCGCAGGGCGGGAGCAGUUCCACGGCCUGGGCUCCAUGUACUGCCGGGGGGCGGCCGCCAUCAUCCUCACCUAUGAUGUGAAUCACCGGCAGAGCCUGGUGGAGCUGGAGGACCGGUUCCUGGGCCUGACAGACACAGCCAGCAAAGACUGCCUCUUUGCCAUCGUGGGGAACAAAGUGGACCUCACUGAGGAGGGGGCCUUGGCGGGCCAGGAGAAGGAAGAGUGCAGUCCCAAUAUGGACGCUGGGGACCGUGUCUCCCCAAGGGCACCUAAGCAGGUGCAGCUGGAGGAUGCGGUGGCCCUUUAUAAAAAGAUCCUCAAGUACAAGAUGCUGGAUGAGCAGGAUGUGCCGGCCGCUGAGCAAAUGUGCUUUGAGACCAGCGCCAAGACCGGCUACAAUGUGGACCUCCUGUUUGAGACCCUCUUUGACCUGGUGGUGCCAAUGAUCUUACAGCAGAGAGCUGAGAGGCCGUCACACACAGUGGAUAUAUCCAGUCAUAAGCCACCCAAGAGGACCAGAUCUGGGUGUUGUGCCUGACUUUCGAGGGCCUCCUGGACUCAGACUGUGCAUGUUGGGAAGGGGUCUGACCAGGCAAGCUGUGAUCUGAAAGGAGCAAGGAACAGCAAGGAAUUAUUUUCCAGAAUGACACCCGCAGCAGAAUGUUGGAGUGGAAAUGAUGGCUGGCUAUGAAGAGGAGGUCAACGUGUGUGGUCUCCUCAGUCUCUGUCAGAGGGGUGGGGAGGUGGGAAACAGGAAUCCUCUGCAAAGCCCAAUCUGCAGAGUCGAGACCCCUGGUGCUCUCUGCCCCGCUGCCUGGCACUGGUCCUUUGCAGCCAGCCACCAACGGCCCCCUUGCCCUUGCAGAGGCAGAAGCCUGCGUCUGCACCUGCACCUCUGACCGUUUCAGCACCCUGGGUUGUUACCACGUCCUACAACUCUGACAUUUCUUGUUCUCAAGCGUUUCUCUUCACUGUGAGUUGUCUUUGGUCCUCCCACUUGGUACUUGUAUCUUGAUGCUUUAUAAUCCUGACUCUCGACGUGUUCAUUUAUACAAAAUCAGGAAUAACUUUGUUUUUAUACUGAUUGCAGCAAUGUUGGCUACAUGUAUUAUUAAAGAGGAUUUUUGGAACAACUUA
Homo sapiens (human) is the source of this 1507-nucleotide messenger RNA. It is a transcript of the gene RAB20, whose product is annotated as RAB20, member RAS oncogene family. Gene Ontology annotation, cellular component: phagocytic vesicle membrane; Golgi apparatus; phagocytic vesicle. The record is from RefSeq and is marked validated. The transcript is spliced from 2 exons. Lineage: Eukaryota; Metazoa; Chordata; Mammalia; Primates; Hominidae. The coding region runs from base 204 to 908 and encodes 234 amino acids. Gene Ontology annotation, molecular function: GTPase activity; G protein activity; GTP binding.